AUGUUAGGAAGUUUGCUGGGACGCCUUUGUCUCUUUUGUCCAUUAAGAUGGCCCUUGUUUCCAAAGCGGCCACGUUGGAAGGCAACGGGCGAACGGCCCUCUUUUUUUUUUCUGACCUCUUUCUUAUGCCUUCGUCCCCAACGACCCUCGCACACGCGGAGUGGGGCCAGGAAGCUGGCGGCGGGCCGUAAGAGCCGCCACUUCGACGCCUCACAGCGGGAUUUUGGUUCCCGCGGCGUGUGCGUUGUGAGUAGACGUGCCUUUGGGUGCACACGCGAUGGAUGCGGCCUCUCCGAGGCGGGGGGAUGUUGGGCGCAGACUGCACUAACACAGUGGCUCCUCCUUCUUGUGGUUUGUAGUAGUAGGGGGGAGAGGGCCGCAUCCGGACACACAGCUGCUUCUUUUAGCUCUUUUUUUUUCUCCUUUGUGCCUUCUGCCGGAUGGAAGUUUUUUUUUUUUGGCUUCUACUUUGUUUGGUCUUUCCCUUGCAAGUUUGUUUGCCGCUUCCCUUCGUUGCUUGCGUUUCCGUGUCUGGCGCAGUGCCACUUGCUUAGCUCUCCACACCAACCUGCAACAAUGGGCCACCUCGAACAAUGGCGCUCCCGCCAGAAGAUCGGCAUGGGCAAGGGCGCGCGCCACUGCGUGAUCUGCUCCAACCAGAAGGCACUCAUCCGCAAGUACGAGCUCAACGUCUGCCGCCAGUGCUUCCGUGAGAAUGCGGCGCACAUUGGGUUCAACAAGCUCCGUUGA
Messenger RNA from Trypanosoma conorhini, 750 nucleotides. RefSeq names its product ribosomal protein S29. Gene Ontology annotation, molecular function: zinc ion binding; structural constituent of ribosome. Gene Ontology annotation, cellular component: cytosolic small ribosomal subunit; ribosome. NCBI's taxonomy places the organism in Eukaryota, Euglenozoa, Kinetoplastea, Trypanosomatida, Trypanosomatidae. Bases 1 to 750 code for a protein of 249 amino acids. The record is from RefSeq and is a predicted model, not a curated record. Gene Ontology annotation, biological process: translation. The transcript has a single exon.